Molecule: messenger RNA, 1299 nt
Organism: Dendroctonus ponderosae (mountain pine beetle)
Lineage: Eukaryota; Metazoa; Arthropoda; Insecta; Coleoptera; Curculionidae
Product: muscle-specific protein 20
Biological process (GO): actomyosin structure organization
Molecular function (GO): actin binding
Source: RefSeq, a predicted model, not a curated record
GUAUUAACUAAAUAUUAUUGAAAAUUACUAUUAGCCAAAAAUAAAAUGUUUGAAUUUAAUAAAGGCCCAUUGCAAUACUAAAAGUCCUUAGAAUACCUGAGAUUUCCCUUAAUAGAUUUGAACGAUACGCCAUUGAGUUAUCUAGAAAAUAAAUGAAAUUUUGGGUUCUGUGUGGUCACUUGUCGAUUCUUUGGGCUUUGUAUAAUCGCAAAUUUUUGUUUUCGAGCAAAAUCUGAAAAACGUAUCCCUCUUAAUAAAGUUUGGAAAAAGGUUAUCGUGGGCGGGGUCGACGCUACUGUAAAAAUGCGACGCUAUAAGAGAGAGGCGUCCGAAAUUCUACGUAGUUAAUCUUUGGUCCUCACUGAAGUGAUUUUAGUGAUAACAGGUGUGAUUCCACCUUUUUUGCCCUUCGAAACAACUCAAAUUAACACAAACAACAUGCCUGGACCAUCUAGACCUUUGUGGCAAGUAGCUGGAAAACGCGACCCCGAACAAGAACGCGAAGCUCAAGCAUGGAUUGAGAGCGUAAUUGGACAAAGAUUUCCUGCAGUUCCCUACGAGUUGGCUCUUCGCGAUGGAAUCAUACUGUGUCAGUUAAUGAACAGGCUGCAACCUGGAAUUAUUUCCAAAAUUAACGUUUCGGGAGGCGAUUACAAAAUGAUGGACAACCUUAGUCAGUUCCAAAACGCUUGUGUGAGAUACGGAGUACCUGACGUAGAUCUCUUCCAGACUACCGAUCUUUGGGAUCAGAAGAACAUCGCUUUAGUUACCACCACCAUCUUUGCCAUUGGUCGCACUUGUUACAAGCACCCUGAGUGGAGGGGACCAUUCUUGGGUCCCAGACCAUCAGAAGAAAACAAACGUGAAUUCUCUGAGCAAAAGUUGAGGGCAGGCGAAGGAAUGAUUGGUCUUCAAGCUGGUUCUAACAAAGGAGCCACUCAGGCCGGCCAAAACUUUGGUGCUUCCAGGAAGAUCAUCUUGGGAAAAUGAACAACCCUACUGUCGAACUGUAUUGUUUUUAGUUAAAUAAAUGAGAGUUUUGUUACAAAUUAUAGCAGAUAUAUAAUGUGGCUGUUCUGUAUAGCUUGAAAUGAUUAUAUUUUUGUUCCAAUUAAUUUGAAGUCAACAGCAACUUUGUUUCGUUUUGAUUAAUUUUAUUAUGAGAAUUUAUUUUUACCAUACUCAGUUAGUUUUGAUACAUUAGUCUUGUCUUAAUGUAAUUUGUAGAUCGACUUACAGUUAAGCACCAAAAUAAUACCAUUAGUGAAAAAAAAAUAAACGGAAAUAGCCGGUUUAUUA